AUAGGCCUAUUUGACGCGCACCAACGAUGAUCAAGUUGGUUUUUCUUGUGUUCCUGGCUCUCUCGCUCAGUGAAGGGGACAGUGAGGGCGCAUCAGCCGAUAGGCUGCAGGAAUUGGCUGAGGAGCUGUCAGGACUAGUGUGGCAGAAAUGGAGCAACUUCUCUCUUUCAAUCUACCUCGAGGCCCAGCAGAAUUUGAGCAGCGAAGCAGUUGAGGAAGUGAAUGGUUCAGUCAUUGCGGAAGAGGUCGCUACCAAUCUUUCAGACUCUCUCUCCCGCUUUAGACACUUUCUCAAUGAGACAGCAUCAUUUGCAGAGAGUCUGUAUUCCAAUCACAGGAACCAAAACUGCUGUUCUAGUGUCUGUCAGUAUGGCACGGAGUACAGCCAAGAUCUCUGUUCCAUGGCGUGCAACAGGUCCAGUAUCAGAUACACUAGUAGUGGGCGUGGUUUCGGGAUUGGAAUGGAGACAGGGUGGAAUGGAACGCGGCAGUGUGUCAUGGGGUCAUGGGGUCACCAGACCUGCACUCCUCCGGGCGAUGAGGAGGAAGCUGCAGUCCAUAUACCUAGAGAUGUACAUGAGGAAGAUCCAGAUGUGCUGUGUUUUGUUCAGUGGACGGAGGAAUUGAGUCGUCAUUUCACCUCCACUCACUCCUUCUUACCGUACUCUGACCUCACUCAGUACAUCGGGACCGACUCCCGUCUCUUGAGAUUCUACCCUCCAUUUGAUUGGUCGGCGCUCAGUCAGUGCAACAGAUGCCCGUUGUCUCUUCAAGACACUUUUGAACUCGGUCGUCGUCCCUGGUACACAAACACUGUCACUGGAGACAAGUUCAUUGUCGUUCUGCUGGAUGUGAGUGGGAGUAUGGCGGGGUUCCAGUCCCUGCUGGCAAAAACCACCAUCUCACAGCUGCUCCGGGCACUCACCUCCAACGACUACUUUCUCAUCAUUCAGGUCGGAGAGGGGGAGAGGACCAAGAAUGUUGGAUGUUUCUCUGAAAAGACGAGAGCCACUCCAGAGAAUGUUCUGGUCGCGAGUCAGGACAUCAUGUUGCUCCCGGAUACCAACAAUGUAGGACGAGCUCACUUCUCACAGCCGCUACAGGACUACCUCCGGUUGCUAGGCAACUCUACGGAAUGUCACCGGGUGCUAAUCGUAUUUUCAGACGGUGAAAAAGAAACACCCCUGCCAGUUGACCUCGUUAGGGCGAACAACAAAGACCUGGAGGUUCAGAUAUUCUCAUUUCUAGUUGGAGGUGGACCUGAUGACGCCAACAUGAAGAUUGUGUCCUGCCAGAACAGAGGUCGUAUGGGGAAGAUUAGAGAAUACUUCGAUAUCAUUCCUGCGGUCCUGCUGAUCACUGACUCGCUAGCACUCCCAACCUCUCGUCACAUUCACUACACUCUGUAUAGAGGCAUCAGUGGGAGUUAUGAACUAGCCAUGGGACUUCCGCUGUGGAAAUCGUCAACAAAUGAGACAUUUGGUAUUGUUGGUUUUGACAUACCUUAUCAGCAACUUUUGACGGACGCACUUCAGAAGUAUAGAGUGAGGCUCCACCCAUUAUCUAAUUUAAAAUGUUUUUCGUUUGCCGUGGGUACAGAUCGGAGCCUCAGGGUAUGCAUUCGUAGUUGACAACAAUGGAGAGUUGGUCAGUCACCCCGCCAUAUCUGAGCAGUUCGUACAGGUUUGGAUGAGCAGUAAUAGUAACUAGUGAAACACUGUCUGUUUACCUCAGUACACUACAAGUCUUUAUCACAUGUUUGUCUGUUACUCUGGUUACAGAGUCUGUCAGAUGACAGUCUUCUCAGUCUGGACAUGGACUACUUCGAAUUCCCCUUAAGCUCCACCCAGUGGGCGGAGCUAAGAGAGACAAUAUUGACUGGUGGGCAUGGCCAGAGCUCCAUAGCAACCUGGGCCUUAGUGGAAAGACGGGAGGUGUGGUUUAUAUCGUAGUGGGUGUGGCUUAUCAUCUCUCUUUCUCCGGCAGGUGAAGUAUGUUUUGAGGAACACAACUUACUCCUUCGCUCCUAUCAGUGACACUCCUUUUAUGGUAGUAGUGGUGACCCCAACUGACCUUUGGGUCAGCGAUAGUGAGCCCCAGAUGUCAGAGGUCAUAUUCUCGCCACUUGGUGGGCGUGGUCAGUGUGAGAGUGGGCGGAGUCACCAGUGUCAAGGACUACAGAGUGUUGAGGGAAAGGCGCGUUCUUCACUCAGUCAUCUCACUGUUCUUCUCUCUGGUAGCAUUUGUGGCAAUGACUCGUCAGUUGUACUACUGAGGUCACUAGAUGUAGAAGGACACCCAGUGGGCGUGGUCAGCAACACCCUCUUCCCUGAGGAAAUGGAGGAGCUCCUAAUGAAAGUGGCAGAUUUGGAGGAUGAAGAGAUUUUCCUUCUGGAUGAGAGUGCAAACAUCAUUGCGUCUUAUCCCUACCACCAGAGAGGAUGGUUCCCAGCAAUGUACCCAGAGGGAGUGUUGGAAAGGAGUUACGAAAUUGGGAGAAUGUUAGGUUUUGAGCCACGGACGAGAGAGGGAGGGAGAAGUGGGCUUUGUGAGAGUGGGGAGGAGUGGGAGUGGGGUUGUGAGGACAGUGGGUGUGACGCCGUGAAGCUGUUUAUGAGAGAGAUAAAGGUAUUUCAACUGAGAGGUGAGGAGGAAGGACACCAUGGAAACGUCAGUUGUUCUGACGGAAAUUUGGACUACGUCAUUAUAAGGGUCCCCAACACUUCCCUCACGAUCGUGACCCUCUCAGGAUCCUGUCUCCGUGGCAACAACACCGGUUGCUACGAGGAUCCAAUCAGAUAUAGUUGUCUGCCGUGUCAGUGCAGGUCGUCGUUGUUGGAGGAGAGGUUUAGAGCUGCUCGAACUGACAGCUACACGUCGUCUUGUCCCACUAUGACAUCAUUCUGCUCGGCAGGACAAAGACCACACCCCUCAUUGCCAAUCUCCAUAGCAACAAGCAUCUUCAUCUCGGCUCUAAUAUUCACAUGGUUCUCAACAUCAUUAAAAAUUUUUACCGCUUAAUUUUCUAUUCACAUUUUAAUAUUACAGAGAGAAAAUGCGCACACAAUAAGGUGGUGCCAUGGACAACUGUGGUAGCCUUGGCAUGGACCACUGCGGUAGGUAGUGCCUAUGAACGUGGUCUCUCCUUCUUGCCAGUGUAGAGUGCCCACAGUGACACGUUUGCCACUUUCACCACCUUGAACCGCACACCUGGAAUAUCUCCCACGGCGUGGCCUUUCCUACCAAACCCAGCAAUCAGGACUUCAUCAUUCUCCUCUACAUAGUUCAGACAGCCGUCGUUGGGAACAAAAGCUGUGAUCUUCUUCCCGUUCUUGAUCAGCUGGACUCUGAUGCACUUCCGGAUGGCUGAGUUGGGCUGCUUAGCUUCCAAACUAACACUUUUUCCAGCACAAUUCCCUUUGCGUGACUAGCUCCUCCGAAAGGGUUGGCCUUCAGAGCGGUGCCGAGAUGAGCCUUCUUGUAGCUCUUGUCGUGCCAGCGCUGGUCUCUUCUGUGGACACGCAGCUUUCUGGCCGUCCGCAGCCCUCGAGGCUUUCCCAUGUUGAAGUUUCCACUCUCUUUGCCAAAGGGACAAAACGCUGCGCAUGC
Messenger RNA from Geodia barretti, 3609 nucleotides. Lineage: Eukaryota; Metazoa; Porifera; Demospongiae; Tetractinellida; Geodiidae. The record is from the annotation of a GenBank genome assembly.